Hippopotamus amphibius kiboko is the source of this 558-nucleotide messenger RNA. It is a transcript of the gene SNRPD2, whose product is annotated as small nuclear ribonucleoprotein D2 polypeptide. The transcript has 3 exons. Gene Ontology annotation, cellular component: U4/U6 x U5 tri-snRNP complex; catalytic step 2 spliceosome; U1 snRNP. Gene Ontology annotation, biological process: RNA splicing; spliceosomal snRNP assembly. Lineage: Eukaryota; Metazoa; Chordata; Mammalia; Artiodactyla; Hippopotamidae. The coding region runs from base 112 to 468 and encodes 118 amino acids. The record is from RefSeq and is a predicted model, not a curated record. Gene Ontology annotation, molecular function: RNA binding.
GCAGGAAGCGGAAGUCCCGCCUCUGUCUCUCUCUCUCUCUCUAUUCGGAAGGCAGGAGCAACGCGGAGGAGACGGUAGUGACUUGAAAACGCGGCCACCGCCACUGCCACCAUGAGCCUCCUCAACAAGCCCAAGAGUGAGAUGACCCCAGAAGAGCUGCAGAAGAGGGAGGAGGAGGAGUUUAACACGGGGCCACUCUCUGUGCUCACACAGUCGGUCAAGAACAACACGCAAGUGCUCAUCAACUGCCGCAACAACAAGAAGCUCCUGGGCCGUGUGAAGGCCUUCGACAGGCACUGCAACAUGGUGCUGGAGAAUGUGAAGGAGAUGUGGACCGAAGUCCCCAAGAGCGGCAAGGGCAAGAAGAAGUCCAAGCCAGUCAACAAGGACCGCUACAUCUCGAAGAUGUUUCUGCGUGGGGACUCGGUCAUCGUGGUCCUGCGGAACCCACUCAUCGCUGGCAAGUAGGACCCUCCUCCUUGCAGUCAGAACUUGCCCCUUCGUUUUGCAAAGACCUGCCCUUUGUGCUGGGAAUAAUAAAAUCGUGUGUUUUUUCUA